Protomyces lactucae-debilis is the source of this 769-nucleotide messenger RNA. RefSeq lists its product as uncharacterized. NCBI's taxonomy places the organism in Eukaryota, Fungi, Ascomycota, Taphrinomycetes, Taphrinales, Protomycetaceae. The coding region runs from base 170 to 679 and encodes 169 amino acids. The record is from RefSeq and is a predicted model, not a curated record. The transcript is spliced from 2 exons.
GGUCAAAAAAAUCAGGGGAGGAGCCGUUGAGAAUUGUCUCCUGAAUCUCGGUAUGUAUAUCAACCGCCUCGGCUUCCCACCAUGGCCCCAACCAGUCGACACAACUCAUCAGACACAGACAUCGUCAGCAGUCCAGCGCAAACACAAUACUGGUCGGCUCUACUAAAAAAUGGGGGCUCAUUUUAUUUGGCAGAAGAUGGCUCUACUGCUGCAAUUUGUGCACAUGCUUCAAUGCCUUCCAGCAGCCACUACAAAGCCCGAGUUGCCAAACUGCGGAUCGCAGACGAGCUCCUUUUCGAUCAAAGUGACCGCUGCAACGACGAAUCAACCUGAUUGUUCAGCAACACAAGCAUCCGACUGUGGAACUCUUGUCAAAUCUACCUUCCCUACCACCCGACCCUUCUCUGUUUGUCAAAAGCGUGGCACCAAAGUCUUCGGCAAAGUUCAACUCUCUGAAUUGUGCAACGCCGAAAAGGGACUGCUUACAUGCGGCUGUCUUUACACCUUUGUCUUUCAGGGUCUCGAAUCAACUGAUUAUUGCAAACCCAGUCGUCUGUUGGACAGGAUCACGACACGACUCACAUUUCCAAAAAAGUCAUUGCAAACUCAGGGUGUCGACAGCACUUGUGGCCUGAAGGUGAAUGAGGGCUUCAGUCUCAGCUGGCCACAGAAGGCCUAGCGUUAUGCUUCACGAAGCAACAGUGGUCAUGGAUAGACUGUCCUUGGCCCUGUAAAUCAUGUAGUCAGCUAUCCAUGCUAGACGUCUAUU